AUGAACGAGGGGAAUAACCAAGUGGCUACUGCCAUUAACCGAAUGACAGAUAUUUUAGAGAGGUUAGCAGAGCGACAGGGUCCCGGACCUAUUAACCAACCCGAGGCUCAAGAUAGAGGGGAGGAUAGAGUCUUGGAGAGAUUUUUGAAAUUUGACCCGCCUAAGUUUAUUGAGGGACCUGACCCAGAGUUAGCAGAAAACUGGAUGGAGAGAAUGACUAAUAUAUUUGCCGCCUUAAAUUAUACUGAGGAGAGACGAGUGACGUUUGCUGCCUUUCAAAUUGAGAGUGCGACACUUGCUUGGUGGGAUGUGAUAAGGGGAAAAUGGAAAAGAGUGCAAAUCCCUUGGACUUGGGAAAACUUUAUAAGGGAGUUUAAUGAAAAGUUUCUUCCACCUUUGAUUCAAGAGAAACGGGAGGAUGAAUUCAUAAAGUUGAGACAGGGGGCUUCUAGCAUGGCUGAUUAUAAGGAGCGAUUUACUAAACUUUCUAAGUACCCUCCGAAAUUGGUGGCUAUUGAGCGGAGAAGGAUAAGGCGUAUUGUACAAGGACUUAAUGUGGAGAUUCAAGAGGAAUUAGCAGCAACCCAAAUUUCUACGUUCACUGAAACCUUAGAGAAAGCUCAGAGAGUUGAAAGUACAAGACUGUAA
Messenger RNA from Coffea arabica (coffee), 648 nucleotides. RefSeq lists its product as uncharacterized. NCBI's taxonomy places the organism in Eukaryota, Viridiplantae, Streptophyta, Magnoliopsida, Gentianales, Rubiaceae. The record is from RefSeq and is a predicted model, not a curated record.